GUCACUUUACCCGGGCCGGAAGUGGGCUGCUGCUUCAUGAACCCAUGUAAACAUCAUUGAUACAUGCUGAAACAUUACUGAAAACACCCGACUGAACAAAAGAGUUCAGUUGGGAGAGUAUUUACAGUCACACUUCUUACGAACAUUACACAGAUUUCUGAUAGAUCUGUCAACAUCAUGUCCACCGCCAAUGUUGAUAUCCACACGCAUCUGGCGACGAUCAUCGAGCGCUUCUCCAGAUGCGCCCUCAUGGAGAUGAGUCGAGCUGUCGAGCAGGAGAUCUCACGGAGACAGAUGGAGGUCGAGCAGGAGAUCUCACGGAGACAGAUGGAGGUCGAGAAUCUGCUGCUCAAACUGCAGUUUACAGAGAGUGAACUGAGAUCAGUCCGACAGAACCGAGCGAACUUGCGAUCAGUGGGAACACAAGCCGGUAACACCGGACAGCGAGAGAUAAACCUUGAUCUUGUGAAGUCGAAUGAAACUCAAGAUGAAGGACACACAGCUAGAUGCACACGUGAUUCCUCUGUGCACACUUUCCCACUGAAUGCAGAUGGGAUCAAAUCCAUUCAAAUCAAAGAGGAACAGAUGGAGGACGGACAUUGGGACCUUAUUGCAAAACAUAAUGAUAUGAACGAGAUGGACAAUAGUGGAAGAACAGAAAACACUAUAGAUGGUGGUGAAUUUAUCCUAACAAAUAAAAUGGAGCCCAGCGGUUUGUGGAAUUCGCCUGUUUUGGAGGAGUGCCCUUUAAACUCAGAAGCUCAGAGUCUGGACACUUCUCCUCAUGCUACAGCAGGUCCACUUUCUCCAAACCAAAGAGAAGAUUUUAACGUCAAAGAGCCGUACAGAACUUCAGAGUUUUCCCAGCGCUCCGCUAACGACGCUCUUCCACCGGCAUCGGAUCACAGAGGCGACGGCGUGGCCGAGAGAAGCUCGCGCUGCGCUCAGUGCGGCAAGACUUUUACCACACGCUUUUACCUGAAGAUCCACCAAAGGAUCCACACCGGAGAGAGACCGUACACCUGCCCACAGUGUGGCAAAGGCUUUUACUGCAACUCUCAUCUGAUAUCACACCAGCGCUCGCACACCGGAGAGAAACCGUACAGCUGCGAAGAAUGCGGCAAAUCUUACUCUCAUUUAAACUCCCUUAAACUCCACCAGCGCAGCCACACUGAAGAUGAGGCAUAUGUGUAUUGGUAGCCUUGGUCAUACGGACUCAAAUAGAAAGAAAGAAAGAAAUGAUAUAAUCGUUUGCUAAAAACACAUUUAAACUGCUGUGCAAUUGAACACUUUUCAGAUAUAUAAUAUGUACUGAAAGGGUCAUUUGGGUAUGUAGCAAUGAAGACUUCUUUUCUAGAGUUGUGGAUGAUUAAUGAUGAAAUAUUACUCCUGGUUUACUGGUCACAUUGAAGUAUUUGUAUAAGACUUUCAACAGUUUUCUAAUAUAACUUGAUGCUGUUUUCUUACAUAUGACUUUUUUCCAUUAUUUUUUUUCUAACUAGAUUUUUUGUUGUUGUUGUUUUCCUUACGUUUGUUUGCAUGCUAUAUUUUGGAUUUAUAUAAUAUGAAGAAUGAAGGGUGUUUAAUUUGUUUCCUUUGUUUUGCUUUAGAUCAGAUUUAUGCAGAUGUUAUAAUAAAGCCAUUACUUUAAAAUCAUUUCCAUUUAAUCUUACGGAAAAUGACUGAGAAACAACCACUGUGUCUUGCCGUGAUGAACGUAAUACAGUUAAAGAAAAUGUUUGUCUUUUUCAAAUAAUUCCCAAGUGCUGUUUAACAGAUUGAAAACAUUUUCUAUAAAAAUAAAAUAGUUUAUUUAGGAAGCUUGGAAUGUUUGUUAUACAAAUCGAAGCAAAAUUAAAACCAGAAAUAAAAACUGGUCAAAACCGUAGCCCUCUGAUGUUAAUGGUCACUGUUGUGUCCUUUUUGUUUGAUAACAGCCUGUGAUAAAACACAGACCUAAACCAAGUUUUGUUGCAGAUUGCCUGAGGUUGUCUUUCAAAAUCUUCUCGUAGUCUUCCUUUUUCAUGUUAUCUUUGACCCUGACAAGAUUUCCAGUCCCAAAUGCACUGAAGCAUCACCACAUCAUUAUACUCCUACUGCCAUGUUUCACUGUGGGAACGCUCCUGCCUCUCCCUUCUUCCUCCAAACAUAAGAAACAUCUCUGUGUCCAAAGAGCUUUAGUUUUGUCUCAUCUGACCAAAGGACACAUUUCCAGCAUGUAUUUUUCUCCAGGUUGUCCUUGGCAAACUUCCGUCUAGCUCUUCUUCAGAAAUUACGUUUUUUUGGUCGGCAACAUCUUAGUCUAUUACUAUGUCUUGGCCUGUCCAUGCCUGUUCUUUUGUCUUUACCAUGAUAACAGUUUACUUGUUGUUUUGCAAGAUACUAAUUCUCAACUUAAAGCCCAUUUUAAAGGCUUAGAUGAUUAAUUGGGUUAAUUAGGCAAGUCAUUGGACAAUUAGCUGUUUGUUGCAUAGCCAAUGAAGCAGGUAAUUUUUUAAGGGCACAAAUAAUAUUGACCAUAGCAGUUUUGUCUUCUGUUAGUAAUGUAAUCAUUUAAAAGCUGUAGUUGACCACAUACACUUACAUGGGUCCUGUUCUUUCUCCUGUUCAACUCGUUGCCUAAAUAUUUGGUAGUGUUUAA
Molecule: messenger RNA, 2641 nt
Organism: Paramisgurnus dabryanus
Lineage: Eukaryota; Metazoa; Chordata; Actinopteri; Cypriniformes; Cobitidae
Biological process (GO): regulation of transcription by RNA polymerase II
Cellular component (GO): PcG protein complex; transcription regulator complex; chromatin
Molecular function (GO): RNA polymerase II cis-regulatory region sequence-specific DNA binding; DNA-binding transcription factor activity, RNA polymerase II-specific
Source: RefSeq, a predicted model, not a curated record